AAACUUGAGCAGAGAGUUGCGCUUCCAAGCAGGACGGGAGCUUUUCAAUCUGAGAUUUCAUCAGCAUUGAGCGGUGCACUUCCAAGUUCCUACUGUUGUUGUGGUGCACUUCCCGUUUUCAAGGUUGACAUCAGCAGUCUGAGCAAAUGUACUCCGCAUGCAUUCAAAGUAAGUGCCUGGUGCAACCGGCCGUGCUCCUAUAGAGCUGAUGGACCCAGGCCGACUGGAGCGAGCAUGCAAGGCUGCGCGUCUGCAGGCUCCUUGCAGUGAGGGGAUGGUACUUCUGCUUGUACAGCGUCUCUUACAGAACCAGAACGAUGCUGAGACAGCUUGGGCUGGAAUUGAAGCUGACGAUUAUGCUGAGCUUGUCAGAGAGUUGAAAGCGCACAGCCAUCAGACGCGCGGGCGGGACAACGUAGAAAAAGAAGAACGAAUCAGGGACGCCAUUGUGGAUGCGCAGCUGCUGUUUCCAGACGUUAACCUGCGGCCGGCCUUGGAGCAGAUUCUGCAACAGUACGAGUGGGACGGUUGGCCGUUUCUCAGCAACAACCAGCAUGCAGAGCUCAAGUGCGUGCUGGCAGGGAUGCAAGAAGGAGGCAGGCUAGAGCAGCCCUUUGCACCCACACCAACACGGGCCUCUGCAGCGGGCCCGAAGCAGACAGCAGCCGCUGGAGAGCGGAAGAAGAAGGCCACUCGGGGCAAGGUGGUCACAAGGAAGGUGGUGCAAGAGGAAGAGGGGACGCCCAAGCUGCGGGCGCUGCCCUUCAAGCCGUGGGUUUCAUGGCCGGCCGUGUACCACAGUAGUUGUGGGGCCUGGGAGACGCCUGACUCCGAGGAGGAACGUUCUAACUCACAAGAAACCCCGAAGGAGGAGACGGUGACAGCAGGGGAGGAGUCGGAGGAGGGGAGCAGCGAGAGUGACGUGAUAGUUGUAAAGAGGGGGAGAAAGAGGCAGAAAAAGAAAAAGUGGCCUAAGCGGGCGAAGGCAAAGGCAUCCGAAGUAGAGCCGGCUGAAACUCGAGUCGGGGCAAUUACCUCCGAACAAGCCGAGCAAGCAGCCAGCUUCCUGAGCCACUUCAACUGCGCCCCAACCCCAAAGUCCCCCAGUAAAAGGCACCCCGUCCGGCCAGGGAGAAAAGCACCGGCUGAGUUUGAGCCCCCUGGUUCGCCCCUAAAGCAGACAAGCAUCCUGAACUUUGUGUCCGUGCAAUCCCCCAAAGUUGCACCGGCAUUGGCAGCGGGGCGUCAAAAUGGUGGAGGGGGGUCUCUAGAACAGACGACGGAAAGCCUGGGCAUAGUAAGGGGGCUGGACGAAACCUUUGCGGGGCCGACGCGGCCGACAAGCGGGAAGAGGAUGGUUAUAGACACUUCGUCAGACGAGUCUGACGUGGCAGAGCCCAGCCGACAGCAGAAACGUGAGGCAGCGAGCGGAAAGCCCUGUUUAGGCGGGGCACGAAGUGGUGCAGAAGGGCCGUCUGAAGCGGGAGGCGCAUCACGGGUACCACAGCAGCCAGGGUUUGGGACGGCAGUCGAUGGGGGAAAGAGCACACCAACACCGGGAUGGGACGAUCGCGGGGUUGGGAGCAAGGGAGGUGUGAGGGGCCGUGCUUCGAAGCGGCAAGCGGUUGUCUUUUGGGAGGAGCAGUCAAGACGAGAGACGCAGGGGGAGGGGCGCCGGCAAGAGGGCAGGAAAGGAGGGGAGGCCUGCAGAAGGGAGGGGAACAAGGCUGGAGACAAAACCAGCAACGGGCCAUCCGGGAAUGUUCGGAAAGCGGGUCUGCUGAGCCCUGACUAG
Messenger RNA from Klebsormidium nitens, 1795 nucleotides. Lineage: Eukaryota; Viridiplantae; Streptophyta; Klebsormidiophyceae; Klebsormidiales; Klebsormidiaceae. The record is from the annotation of a GenBank genome assembly.